Molecule: messenger RNA, 729 nt
Organism: Rhizophagus irregularis DAOM 181602=DAOM 197198
Lineage: Eukaryota; Fungi; Glomeromycota; Glomeromycetes; Glomerales; Glomeraceae
Source: RefSeq, a predicted model, not a curated record
UAAAUAAAGAACACGAACAAAUAUUAUUUAUUAUACGAAAAUGUAUUAUUAUUAACAUUUAAAAUCUUCGUUAAAUAGUACUGCAUAACUUGGGAUUUCGUCCACAUCUAUUCUCACAUGCUCCGAUUCUUCUGGAAAGGCUGGUGUAAGAAUACGAGUAACUUUUGACAUGAUCACAGGCCGUUAAAGAGAUGAUUCAUAUUUUUUCGAUAAUAGAUUGUGCUCUUCGAGCUGUCUUCGACAGAAAUGGAAAUUUGCUUUAUUAACCUGGUAAUAAAAAAUAUUUGCGAUAUCAGGACUUCAUCUGUAAUACAUGUAAAACAAAUACAACUGUUCGGUUUGAUUUUUUUACUUCGCUAUAUUAUCCUAAGCCUGUCCUUCGUUCUUGCGAACAUGUUCACACCACAGUGAUGAGCAUUAUUUUUGGGAAAAAGGAAAAGGUGAAAUAUGUAGAAAAUGCGUUAAAAACCUUCAAAUAUAGAUUCAUCAUUCUAAAUAAUUUCGAUUACCACCGUAAAUUCUAAUCUGUUUUUGUGAGAUAAGGCCAUUCUUUUAUUUUCUCUCCUUGUCUAAGUCAUGAGCUGAGUCCGCUUUUUGUGCCUCCUCCAACAGCCAGAUAAUAUGAUCAAGGAUUUUUUCCAUGUCUUUCAUACCAUAUCUUUGUACGCAAUAAAUAGAGUCUUACGUGAUUCGAUCCCGUAAUCAAGAUUCCCGUGCCUAUUUUUCCCU